Prorocentrum cordatum is the source of this 1041-nucleotide messenger RNA. NCBI's taxonomy places the organism in Eukaryota, Dinophyceae, Prorocentrales, Prorocentraceae. The record is from the annotation of a GenBank genome assembly.
AUGCCGCCCCUCCCGCGGCUGGACGAGGCCAUGGGGGCCCGCAGCGCCGCGGGGGGUGCGCCGGCGCCGGCGCCGGAGCGCGGCGAGGUGGUGCGUACGUACAGGUGGUCGCAGUUCUGGGGCAAGGAAGAGGUCACGGAGUUCGAUGAGGCCCAUUUCAAGUGCGAGGGGAAGUUCCAGCAGAACUCCUCCCAGGGCCACAAGGAGUACCAGGACCGGCUCCGCGCCAUCCACCUCCGGGCGCAGGGGAUACCGAAGGCGGACAUCGCCAGGUCCCUGGGGAGAUCGGAGAAAUUUGUGGCGAAGUGGUGGCAGAAGGAGCAGCAAGAAGUGCCGAGGCCAUGGGGCGUUCACGAGUACCUGACCAAGGAUAUGGGCGCCAAGCAGUCGGGCGUCGGUGCCACCAGCAGCGCCCAGCUUCUCGACCAGUCUGCGUCGGACACCGCGACCUGGUGGCGAGACGUGGAGGCCACCAACGCCCGCACUCGCGACUUCGCCACCGGCGCUUUCCACCUCAAAUACGACCAACGUGGCAAUAUCAAGUGGGAGGGCCACCAGGCCGGGCGGUACAAGCAGGGAAUGUCGGCUGGGAUGGACAAGUGUCUGCAGAAGCUCUUCGCGGAGUACGGCAUCGCCGAUCGCACGUCGGGGGUGCUGACAAAUUGGUACCCAGACGGCUUCGGCUGCGAGCGCAUCCUGACCAUCGACAACACCCCGCUGCUGAUGCAGGACGGCGACCUCGUCAUCUUUGGCACACAGCGGCACGGCGUACCGGUGAUGCCAGAAAUCGAGGAAGGCCGCAUCACCUUCGUGAUAUUCUUCUACCCCGACAGCAUGCAGAAGCAGGGCAUGUGGCAGACGAUCACGGACCCAGACACCAUGGCGCCGUCGCGACCGCUGCAGCGCAUGAUCGCCGAGGGGGACCUCGGCGCUGCGGCCGAGCAGCAGGUGGUGGUGGCGUCUGGCAAGGUCCAGGCCCUCCAGGAGCUGGGCUUCUCCAGCGCGGACGCCGAGGCCGCGCUUCGCGUGAGCGGCCUCGAC